UAAUCAGCCACACCUCUAAAAGGCGGGGCUGCGCUGCUGGGCAUGGCAAAAAGAUGGCGGUCAAGUAUCAUUUUAUUUUCCUGUUUCUGGCCCUCCUGUUCUCUUUAUACUACCUCUACACUCCGUGGCUACUAUUUCCCCUAUUUCUUCUUCUCUCUAUAAUUUUUGGCGGCUCUCUGGCUUUGUUUAAAGGGAGCUAUGAGCUUAGAAGAUCAGAAACUCAACCCCGCCCUCCUAAACCCAUUCCACACCCUUUCCUCUACCACCUUAAAGUAUACCCACCUAAAACACUUCUACCCACACUCGUCUCUGCUAAUAUCGAUGAUCGGAUACACCGUGUCAUAGAUCUAGUCCUACUACACCACGUGCGACCAUUUUAUUCGAUCGUUGCGCCAAAUGAGAAAAAGUUCUUCAACAGCCUUACCCCUGAGGUCUGGAAGGUUCUUCAAGUUCUACUCAAGCGUAUUUCUCAAGUUGACACCCUGAAGCUGAUAUCUCACGACUCUAUAGAAGUACUACGGCAACACUUUCUCUCGUUUCGUGGUUUCUCUGGAUCAGGGAGUGGGGCUAGGCCAGGCUCUGCCAGUGCUCGUAGUUUCCCUAACCUUCGCUCAUUUCCUUAUCUUGAAAACGAAGAGAAAGAGAUAGAGUUUCUUCGAAAAGCCAUCGACGUCCUUUUAUGUGUGUGUCUCGAUCGGGAGUACCUAGAGUGCACUCCAAUUAGAAUAAUUAUUCGCGAAUUCCUCGUAUGUAAUAUAGUCCAUCCAAUGAUUGAGAGGAUUUGUGAACCCGACUACAUCAACCAGAAACUCCUACGCUAUCUUGUACAGAGGGAAGAACUCACGAAAGUCUCCCAAAAACGUUAUGCACAUUCGGAGACGUACGAAGAUUUUAUGCAGCAUAUCAAGAAAUGCGAUGACAUCAAUGAGCUGACUCACAUCAGAUCAUCAAUCAUCACCGAUAUAAUGCAGGCUAAAGCCGUGCAGCGUAUGAAAGAAGCUAGUUCGACUGGUCUGAGGGUUUCAAGUCUUCCUGUUGCCGUCUCGGCCGAUAAAGCAAAGUCCCUAAUGGAGAGAGAUCUCAGAUUGUACAUAACACAAUUAACGACUGCCAAAGGAGCCUGUGAGAGACGAAUCAGAGCUCUGGGCGGUGAAGACUAUCAGCAAGACCAGGUCGAAACGGAGCAGGUCAAACCCGAUUUCCCACGCCCUAUUCCGUUUGAGACCAUCAUGAAAAGUGAGAAGUGUCUGGAUUAUUUUGAACGCUUUCUCAACAAGUGUAACUACGGUAAUCGACUGGCUUUUAUGAGAGAAACUAGAGGCUUAUUAAAGACAGGGCCAGGUAGCAGCACCGUCAGUCUUCAGUCAAUAAAGAAUAUUUAUGCUAAGUAUUUAGCUUUAGGAGCAGAAUGCCCUAUCUACCCACCGAGUGAACUACUAGAAGAAUUAGAGAGAGCAAUGGAGAUUGAGGCUUCCAUACCUCCUCCUCCUUUCUCUCCCCUCCCCUCUACCCCCUCACUCCCUCAGUCCUCUCUACCUUCGUCACCAAAUUCCUCUCUCUCCUCUCUCUCGUCCCACUCCUCCUCUGCACAUGCUCACUCCUCGUCUCCUGGUUCCCCGUCUCUCAUAGCACUCAUUAAUAUUCAGAGACUGAUACACCAGGAGCUACAUGAGCAGCAUUACGAGACUUUCCUAUACAGCGAAGACUUUAAAGAGUUCAUGGAAGGAGAGACAGAGAGCGAAGACAAAGUACUGGCCCUAAGUUUCUCAGGUAUAAGUGGAUCCGCAUUGGAUGAUAACGUCUAUCAAAAGAGACUCACGGCUUUAAAAAGAAAAUUAUCCGACAAGGACUCUGUCAUUGCUUCGUAUAAAGCUGAGACUAGUGCAGUGAAGGAAAACACAGCUACUGCUCGUGUGAAGAGACUAGAAAAAGGACGGACAGAGAUUCAGGAAGAAAUCAAACAAUUACAGAGAUACAUUGAACACACUGAGGAGUGGUUCGGUACGCAAGGGAAGUGGAAUGUUGAGAUUUCUAAUGUUGAUCUUGCCGAGGAUGUAGGGAACGAUAAGGACCCACUGAUGAUUCUGGUUGUCCAUAGACCACCUGUUAAUAGGAAAGCAAUGUCUAGAAAUACUUUUACUAGUUUCUCUCCGUUUGUCAAUGACAGUUUAUGCAGUAGUGAGAGCAUUGAAGAAGACAUGGACAGUGGAGUGAUAGCUCUCAGUACUCACGAGAACCCUGAGGUCCCUAAAUCUGCCGGGUGGGUACUUGGACGAAGACUGAGCGAGUUUCAAGAGCUUCACACUAAAAUCCGGCCAAUCUGCCCCGACCUUAUCUUCCCUCCUCUUCCGAGAAAGAGUUUCAUACCAUUCCUGAAACGCGAAGACCAGCAGUACUGGGAUAAAUAUAAGCAUGCUCUUCAAAUCUACGUGAACACAGUCUUACACAAUCAGUUUCUCAUUGAGAGCCAGGAGGUUUUUAAUUUCCUUAGCCCGGCCUCGGCUGACCUCCAUAAAGACGAGAAACCCUCACGGCUAUUACUCCGUGAGACAAAAGAAGAGUCGAUCCUUGAUUCGGUAUCCUCGCUCAUCAGCGAAGUAUUUGAGCUCCAAGGAAAGAGUCGGAUACUUCGGAAGCAGUUAUACGACUUGGCACAGCUUACAUUCGGCCGUGGGUUAGAAGGAGAGCUUCAAGACCUCAUGAAGUGGCUGGUCUCAGAGCCAAUGCUAGUGUAUUACAUAGAGACAUUUCAGGAGUCGAUGUGGCCAGGGGGAGAGAUUGGGGAGGCACCUCAAGACAGGAGCGACGCAGAAAAGGAACUAACGAAAGAAGAAGCUAAACAGCAUUUCAUGAAAUGCAUACCACUCACACUGCAAACCGUCCUUGGACAGAGGAACUGUAAUUUGGGUUUCCUCAAAAUGUUUACGGCUUUUCAGGAUCGGAACGCAAACAAGCAAUUGUUUUAUUCUUGUUUUGAGCUCCUUAUGUAUGCUGUUAUUCCUGAACUGGAAACUGUUGAAGUGGUGGAUCACGGUAGCGUUCACUAAUCAUUUGUAUUGUGUGUUUAAUAUUCAAAUUUACAACAAAUAUUGCUUUUUAAGAAGUA
Molecule: messenger RNA, 3106 nt
Organism: Amphimedon queenslandica
Lineage: Eukaryota; Metazoa; Porifera; Demospongiae; Haplosclerida; Niphatidae
Product: sorting nexin-25-like
Exons: 6
Coding region: 54-3047 (997 amino acids)
Cellular component (GO): intracellular membrane-bounded organelle
Molecular function (GO): phosphatidylinositol binding
Source: RefSeq, a predicted model, not a curated record